Ostrinia nubilalis (European corn borer) is the source of this 6484-nucleotide messenger RNA. RefSeq names its product mannosyl-oligosaccharide alpha-1,2-mannosidase IA. The record is from RefSeq and is a predicted model, not a curated record. The coding region runs from base 95 to 2098 and encodes 667 amino acids. Gene Ontology annotation, molecular function: mannosyl-oligosaccharide 1,2-alpha-mannosidase activity; calcium ion binding. The transcript has 10 exons. NCBI's taxonomy places the organism in Eukaryota, Metazoa, Arthropoda, Insecta, Lepidoptera, Crambidae. Gene Ontology annotation, cellular component: Golgi membrane; endoplasmic reticulum. Gene Ontology annotation, biological process: carbohydrate metabolic process; mannose trimming involved in glycoprotein ERAD pathway.
UAAUGGCUACCACUAGUGACGGGUUGUUUAUCUCUGAAUAACUGACUUCGACUAAAAUACAAAUUUUAGGUGUUAGGACUGUGUUUACGUAAACAUGACGGGGAUUUUGCCCACAUACCAGCGUUUUGUGAAUGGAGUCCCGGUGCCGUCCAUAUCUCGGCGCUCAUUCCGUCUGCGAGAGAAAUAUUUGAUUGUUUCAGUACUUUUGACAUUCGGAAUCGUGUGGUUAGGAGCACUGUUUUACUUGCCAGAGUUUAAAAGUUCCACCAGUGUGAACGACAGUGUGUAUAAUGUGUACAAACGUAUCCAAAAAGCUGGUCCGGAACUGCUAAUGCCACCACCACUGGCGCAGAACGAUGUGGGAGACUUCCCCGUGGUAGGAAUCGUUCGUCACGGAGAAGAAGGAGAUGAUCCCCACAUCGUUGAAGACAGGAACCGUUUACGAGCUAAGAUAGAGGAGGAUAUGGGUAUGAAAGUGCUGGAGAGACCUCAGUUUGAUGCUGCCCCUUCGGUGUCGUCAUCCCGUGGGCCUAGCAAAGCUCCUGUAGAUGCUCUUGAGGAGCCAGCAGUUGGGAAUAAUGCUGCCAGCAAAGAUGUGUCCCCAUCUGGACCCAAAGCAGAAGCUUCUGACAAGUAUGUAGCUGUGGCGCUGACUUCUGAUGCCGAUCCUGAAAUCAGGCAUAAGCUGGAAACUGUUAAAGAGAUGAUGCGGCACGCGUGGAACAACUACAAGCUAUACGCGUGGGGCAAGAACGAGUUGAAGCCGAUAUCGAAGCGUGCGCAUCUGUCGAGCGUCUUCGGCGGCGGAGAACUCGGCGCCACCAUCGUUGACGGCCUCGACACGCUGUAUUUGAUGGGGAUGCACGACGAAUUCAGAGAGGGACGCGACUGGGUUGCUGAACAUCUGCACAUCGGGGAAGUGGACUCCGACCUCUCAGUGUUCGAGACCACCAUCCGAUUCGUGGGUGGUCUGCUCUCGUGCUACGCGCUGACCGGCGAUGCGGUGUUCAAGGACAAAGCAGCGGAAGUGGCGGACGCUCUGCUGCCGGCCUUCGAGACACCCACUGGCCUGCCUUAUGCGCUCAUAAACCCGUCUACUAAGGUCGGUCGUCAGUACCAUUGGUCAGGCCCCAACAGCAUCCUCUCCGAAGUGGGCACCCUUCACAUGGAGUUCACGUACCUCAGUGACGUCACCGGCAAAGAUGUGUACAGGCAGAAGGUGGACCGAAUCCGCGAGGUGCUAAACAACGCUGAGAAACCUAACGACCUCUACCCGAACUUUAUCAACCCGCGCACUGGACAGUGGGGACAGAAGCACAUAUCGCUGGGCGCGCUCGGCGACUCGUUCUACGAAUACCUGCUGAAGGCAUGGCUGGUGUCCGACCGGGAAGACUCGCAGGCGCGCGUCAUGUUCGACGCCGCCAUGCAGGCCGCUCUAGACAAGAUGCUACGUGUGUCGCCCUCCGGCCUGGCCUACCUCGCCGAGGUGAAGUACGGCCGCGUGUUCGAGGAGAAGAUGGACCACCUCUCGUGCUUCGCAGGCGGUAUGUUCGCGCUGGCAUCGACGACUCUCGAGAACAGCCUAUCGGAACGCUACAUGGAUGUCGCCAAGAAGCUGACGCACACCUGCCAUGAAAGCUACGCGCGGGCGGACACCAAGCUUGGGCCUGAGGCCUUCAGAUUCAGCGGCGCGGUUGAGGCGCGCGCGCAGAAAAGCAACGAGAAAGUCUAUCUGCUUCGGCCCGAGACUUUCGAGAGCUACUUCAUCAUGUGGCGCCUCACGCGCGACCAGAAGUACCGCGACUGGGGCUGGGAGGCUGUGCAGGCGUUGGAGAAGCACUGUCGCGUGGAGGGCGGCUACACGGGGCUCGUGAACGUGUACCACCAGAGCCCGCAGGGAGACGACGUGCAACAGAGCUACUUCCUCGCCGAGACGCUCAAGUACCUCUACCUACUAUUCGCGGACGACAGCCUAUUAUCUCUAGACGAGUGGGUUCUCAACACAGAAGCGCAUCCCCUCCCGGUCAAGAACAAGAAUCCUUUGUACCGCGCCGCGCCGCCCGCGCCUCGUCCGAGGCCAGACGACAAUACCGUGUGAGGCCUCUCAGGCCCCAAGCGAGUGGCCACCGAGCGGAGGUAAUCUAGUCUGACGGACUUCUUAGCCUUGUAUUCGGUAGGAGAUACAUGUUACAUGUGUUGGUAACAUGACGUAGGAAAACUUCCAUGCCUAAGAUGCGCGCCGUGAUAACUUUUAUCGACGUCAAAAUGUAUGGGCAAAAUCGAUAAAAUGGCGUGAUAACCGCUUAUCGCGGCGCGCAUCUUAGGCUUACUGGUAACGUAGUACGAUAUAGCAUUGUCUAAUAUUAAAUUGCAAGAGUACUGCAGCAUGAAUAAAUUGUUGAAUGAUAAAUGACAUUUGCCUCUCAAUAAAACGUGACACGUGACAUUUGUCUCCUAGUAAAUACAAGGCUUAUAGGGCAUUUGUGGACGAGUAAAAUGUUUAAUAAUAUUGUGGCAAUAUAGUCUUGGCUAACGGACAUUUUUUGGGCAAUACUCGAAUGUUGCCGUACGCUAUAUUGGCGCAAUAUUGCUAAGCAAUAUAGCUCGAAGACUGCUCAUUUAUUUGAACUUUGAUCAAUAGAUUCCUCCUUUGUUUCUUGAUUAUGACCCAUCUCUUGUUGGUAUAAAGCAAACAAGCAAUUUUUAUAUCAACAGAGAUUAGUCUCCUAAUUUAUUUUUUUCCAAAAAACUAUUUACUUAAGUUGUAUAAAAACAUGAACUGGCAACUUUCUCAUUAACGUUAAAUAGUAUUUGUUGCCUAAAAUUAAUGGACACAGCUCAUGGAUCAUCAAUGGCAUAUUAAUUGUUAUUCUAACUAGUUUAAACUAGAUCUAAUAAAUUGCAAAAAAAAUAAGAAUUUAAUUCACGUAAGUUUUAAACAGGUCUGCAUGAAAACUUUGAGUGAAAAUCGAUAAAAUAAAGAAAUUACUUCGACCAUUAAUAAUAAUGUAACUGCGAUUUGAUACGAAUUUCAUGAUGAUUGCUUUAUUUAUUUAGCUUCUUUUUAGAACUUAUAAAUUGUGCCACAUAGUAUUGCAGUCUCUCUUUUUCUCCUUUGUGGACAAAAUAGAACUAUACUAAACUUCAUUAAUUUCAUUUCUUUAUUUGCAUAGCUCUACUAUAUCGUAUACAGGGUAUUAGGUAAAUGGGUAUAUGAGCCGACACUAGCCCAUGUUAACAUGGGCAUAUAAAUGGUAUGGUGAAUUCAGAAAUUUAAAUAUCAUCAUUUUAAUUUUUUUAAUUAUCAUACAAUGUAAAUUUUAUAAAAUCCGAUUUGUAUGAAAAUAAAAAUAAUUAAAAUGAAAAUAUCAAUUUUCUGACUUCACCAUACCAUUUAUAUGACCAUGUUAACAUGGGCUAGUGUCGGCUCAUAUACCCAUUUACCUAACACCCUGUAUAGCUUUGCUGAAUAACAAAAUGUUAUUUUAAUACCAUAGUAAUGGGAAAAGGAGAGAUCACACUUUAGAUAAUGGUACAACAAAAUUGACACUUUUAUUUAUUAUGUAGUACAAAUCUUUGAAAAAGCGCGCAGAAGGUUUGUGAUUGUGACAAUUGUAAAUAUUAUUUUGUAUUCUUUUAGUGUGAUUUUUUAUUAAAAAUCAUAACUUUACUCUGUUUCUUUGUAACUCUAUUGCACUUUUCUUUAAUUAUAUUCCUUUUUCUAAGACGUGACGAUUAUUAUAUUCAUCUGGUUAUCAAAUUGCUCAUAUCUACUGCUAUUCUUAGCAAAAGCUUAUUUUAAAUAUCUUAUUUCUUCAAUCACCCACAAAAAUUAACUAAAAUAUGGCAUAGUAAAUUUUCUCAAAUCCUUAAACAUUAUUCUUAUGACGUAUAAAAUUAAUAUCGUAUGUAUAUUCUACCCUGUAUACAUUUGUAACCCAACUCAACUUUUUGAAUCGUAGUUUAGGUAAUUAUAAUAAGAAAAAGUUAUAACAAAAAUAAUUAUGACGAGCCAACAUAAAAACGUCAUUGUAUGACUCGAUUUUAAAAGUAACUAAAAUACACGCUAGGUUAUUAAAUAAAGCAUAGAACUAACAGCGAUUGUGGAAGCGGCUACCAUUGCUCAAGUCAAUUACAGAAAAUGGUGACGAAACGAAUAUUUUUAGGAUAUUUUAUAUCAAUUCUCAUAUCAGACAUUAAAACCCACAUAGUCAUGAAAUUUUAAAGUUACAAUAAUUUUGUCUCUUUUUGUCUUAUUGAAAUCAACAUUUGCCAGAAAGUGACAAAGUAUUUAUCCACUGUUUGAAAUUUUAUGAAUAAGAGGGAUAAAACUUAUAAGCUUAACGCAUCAGUAAGGCUUAAAGUCCUCUAGACAGCAUAUAAAAUAGGUUCCAUUUGAAAAUAUUGAACCUAAUUACUACUGCAUGAAAGGCGAAUAUAGACUGCCGUAAACAAUUGAAAAAGAGCGGCGUAUUUUACGAAUAUUAAAUCUCCAGUACACAUACGAAUUAAUUUUCAAAACCAAGUUGUAUGAUAUGGUAAGCUGAUUGAAAAAUACGCCUAUAUUCUUUUAAUUUUCCUGUUUCUUACCGAGUAAUUCUGAUGUCAUUGAAAUGGUAUCUAAGUCCAAUGGAUGUGUAUCGAAAACGGCUCAGCACUUGUGACCAAUAUAGUUGUUACGGGCAUUAUCACUGUACUUUGUGCACAAAUCAUAUUUUCCGUUUGUGAUUUAGAAAUUUCACGUUAUAAAAUACACAUUUAACUAUUAAUAUAUUAAAAUGAUACGAUUUUAUGAUUCGUGGUGUUUCAUGGUAGUUUUCAUACAACAUUUGUUUUUGCACUUAUGUAGAGAAACAAAUAAGUUGCAACAUUUCUGUUAAAAGUCCAGUAAAAACCAAGAAUCAUAAAAUGCUAAUUUUAUUAACUAAACGCGAUAGUCGUUUAUUAGUCUAGUUUACUAUUGAGGUAUCUUAAACUUAACUGUACGAUUUUUUAUAAAUAAAACAGAAUAUUUUUUUAUUUAUUGAUUGAUUUGAUAUAUUUUAUGUUUCGAUCCGCGAACUGUGAGCGGAAUUGAUAUUAUUUUCAAUCAGAUCUCGUAUUUGUAAACUCGAAGAGAUUACAACGUUUUAAAUUGUAACAUAAUAAUUUGUUUAUAGCAAACAUAUCCCUAAAUGAAUAACGUUUUGUAGUACUAUUUGUAAAGGCGUAGUUGGUAGAGAUCGCGAGAACGCGUGGUAUAAACGUACGUCGUAACUUCACGUCACAGGCCCAUGUUAUAGGGUUUUUUUUUUCUUGAUGUUUUAUGUUGGAGUAAAAGUUGGCUGAUCAGGAAAGUGAAAACUGAACUUACUCUCUUCUUUUAUUCGCCAUCACUUUUUGAAAACUUUCGAAAGGUAUUGCAUUUUCUCACGAACUUGUUACAAAUCUAAAUGAUCUUUUUUUCUCAAAUCGUUUACAAAUUACCUGAUCAGAAAAGUGAGAACUGGUUUGCUUUAAGUAUGUAUGUGAUUCUAAUACAAAGUUACAUAAUUAUGUUUAUUAUUUAAUUACUGCACCUGUUAAUGAAGCAUUUAAAUAAAUAAUUUACCCUUAUUGCUACUUUGUUUCGAAUUAAACAAUCGCUCCCGAAUCAGAUGCAAUAAUAUUCUGUAACCGACACGAAGAGGUUAGACAAAGUAGGUAAAUAUUUGUAAAUUUGUAUAUAUUAGUCAUAGACGGUAAAAUAUUUUAGUUUUAGGUACUUUGUGUGUAGGUAUAUUGUUAUUUUUUAAAGUAAGAGACGUGUAUGUGCGUUGAAUGUAUGUACCUAUUUGUUUGUAAUUUAACUAAAUAUUAUCGUAAAUACUGCCACGUUAACAUUUUUUGUAUAAGAUUGCAAUCUUUGGCGUUAAUUACAUUACUGAUAUUUUUGGGUAUUAUUGUAUCUUGCCCGACUUAGCCCACGGUUGCAGCUUAUGAUUUGCGUGCCCAACCAAUUAGAUAAUUCAUUUAGCAAAAUAUAUUUUAACACGCCCUAUAUUUUGUAACUCAGGUCCGAAAAUAUGAACAGUUGCACCGAUAUUAUUACACUGCAAGUGUAUCCAUAUUUUUGCACCUGAUGUGCAUGGCGUAUCCUAUCCUAAAUCAGAGAAUUUAAUCUGACUCAAUAUAAAGUUAUUUAUUCGUGUAUUGAAAUUUACUAUCCGAAUUUGCAUAAUAUAAACUGUGUUUGAACGUAUUUAUUCUAUGUUACUCUGAAUUAUAAAUGCAGUUACUCACGGUGAUGGAUAAUCAUAAAAGAACUUAAUUAUCGGUAUAAAAUUAUUUGAUAUUAUAAGUUGAGUAAUCGAUCCCGUGUGUAACUGCCCCGCUGGCCGCAGCCUGUAAAUCAGAGUUGUUACUGAAUGUACUGCCUGUUAUUUAUGUAAUUUAUGUAUGAAGUUGUAGUAUUUUAAAUGAAUAAUGUACAUUUUUCGGUUAUUAAUUAAACAUGUUUACAAAA